AUGAGUCACCUUCCGUCGCCCAAUGAUCCGCUGAUAGACCCUUCCGGUACGCAGACCAGACAUAUCGAGGCCUUCGGGAGGAAAGUGACGUCGACAGCCGGGCAUUUAAUAGGCCCUACGGGCGACGGAAAUCCCGCCCAUUACCACAAUGCUAUGGCGGAUAUCCAGCGCGAGCUGCGGCGGCCCAAUACGCAGCGCAGAGUAUUCGCCUUGACCCAGACUACGCCGACGGAUCUGGUCCGCUCCAAGCUGUCGACUUCCGAAAUCCAAUCGCGAGCCCUCUCCUCUCUUCCCGACGACCUCCUUGCGAACAUCCCUGAUGACAGCAGCUCCUACUCCCUGUUUGAAGGCUUCCAGGCCUCUCAAGACGAUAUCGAAUAUAGAAAGGCCCAUCGACGGCGCGCUUCCAAAUCCAAAAAAUUGUUGAAAGAUGGCGAAAACCGGGCAGCCCUUCCGUCCGCCCCGGCGGAGCUGAAGAAGGAACGUGAUUUGUUAAGUCGCCGCAUGGAACUGAUGGGGGUGCGCAAAAAUAUGUGCAGCUCGGAGAUACACGAUAUAGACAACAAGAUCGCGAACCUUCACAACAUGCGCAAGAUUGUUUUGGACCGGUUGGCUGGACUAGAGAUGGAGGAGGCGGAACUGGAACACGAACUGACUGAGCUCGAAAAUAAACUUGAGGAUAUCCAAGAGGAAACACCGGAGACUGCUGUUGUGGGCACUCCGAAAUCAUCCGCAAACGAUGAAUCGAUGGCCUCGGAGGAUCCAGCCAUGGAUGCAUCUUUCAUGUCGGAAUCAAUUUAUCAAAAGAUUCCAUCACCGAAAAGCCUGAAGCACAAAUCAAAAAGAAAACGGUCGAUGCCUAUUUUACACGAGCACUUCAGCCCCGGAUCCUUGAUUAAGGAGAUGGAAGCGCAUACCGAUAUGGUGACUGCCAUUGAUUUUGACUAUCCUUUCGGCACAAUGAUUACCGCAGCGUUAGAUGAUACCGUGCGAGUUUGGGAUCUCAAUGUCGGAAGGUGUACUGGGUUUCUGGAGGGGCAUAACGCAUCAGUUCGAUGUCUUCAGAUCGAGGACAACAUUGUGGCUACGGGUUCUAUGGAUGCCUCGGUCAAGCUUUGGGAUUUGAGUCGCGCCCGCUCUAGACCUCGAAGCAGCCGCAUUAACAAGCACGAGGACGAAGAGGACGCUGCUGACGACGCUUCCCAAGUAUCCCAUUCAACGACGUUAGAGGAUUGCCACGUAUUUUCACUAGAUUCCCAUGUCGGUGAAGUGACAGCGCUCCAUUUCCGAGGUGACAACUUGAUCUCUGGCUCGGCGGAUAAGACUCUGCGUCAAUGGGAUCUCGUUAAAGGGCGUUGUGUGCAGACAUUAGAUGUUCUCUGGGCUGCAGCUCAAGCGGAUACAUUGAAUGGAGACAGCACAUGGCGACCGUCCGGGCGCGUACCAGACGCAUCUGCAGAUUUUGUGGGGGCGCUUCAAUGUUUCGAUGCCGCCCUAGCUUGCGGUACUGCCGACGGCAUGGUGCGUCUGUGGGAUCUGCGCAGUGGCCAAGUCCACCGUAGUCUUGUUGGCCACACAGGCCCUGUUACAUGCUUACAGUUUGAUGAUGUGCAUCUCGUGACAGGAAGUAUGGACCGUAGUAUUCGGAUCUGGGAUCUCCGAAUGGGAUCCAUCUACGACGCAUUCGCCUACGACAAACCCGUCACCAGCAUGAAGUUCGACGCGAAACGAAUCGUGGCUGCCGCGGGAGAGAGCGUGGUGAAGGUCUACGACAAGGCGGACGGCAACCACUGGGACUGUGGUGCCGGCGUUGGUGCUGAUGAACAAGGACCGCUUCCUGCGACUGUCGACCGAGUGUGUCUCAAAGACGGAUUUCUCGUUGAAGGUCGCCAGGACGGUAUUGUUGGCGCGUGGACGUGUUAG
Aspergillus oryzae RIB40 is the source of this 1923-nucleotide messenger RNA. RefSeq names its product WD repeat-containing protein (gene mdv1). The transcript has 5 exons. Gene Ontology annotation, molecular function: protein binding; ubiquitin-like ligase-substrate adaptor activity. Gene Ontology annotation, cellular component: SCF ubiquitin ligase complex. The coding region runs from base 1 to 1923 and encodes 640 amino acids. Lineage: Eukaryota; Fungi; Ascomycota; Eurotiomycetes; Eurotiales; Aspergillaceae. The record is from RefSeq and is a predicted model, not a curated record. Gene Ontology annotation, biological process: protein polyubiquitination.